AAUUUUAACGCUGAUGCACUAAAUUCAUACAAGAUCAAACUCAUCGAAGCUAAAACGGUUAGGGAUGUAGAACAAUGGUAUCAUUUGAUUGUUGUUAGUUUGUCACUUAAAUUUCCCACAACUCCAAAAAUGGCAGAUUUAUUACCUCCUCAGAAGAAACAGUGCAAUGUUUAUACCUUUACUUCCAUUGUUUUCAUCACCUCCUUCCUCCUCGUACUCCUCAUUCUUCCUAAAACCCAACGAGUGAACUCAGAUCUCUUUUCACAUUCCGCCAUUACCAUUAACCCAUCUCCUCCUAUUGCUUCUCUCCCUCCUUAUCCAUCUCUUGCACCUCCCCCCAUUUUCAGACCUGAAUCUACAAAUAUUGAAGAUUCUACAGAUGCAAACUUCAAUGGUAGAAAGGAAGAAGAUGAAACUGGAUUUGCCGCUGUUGAGGAAAACAAACAAUUGGGUUUCAUUUAUGGAUCUGUAAUUGAUAAUGGGUCGGUUCUGGGAAAAGUGGAUGAUGUGAAGAAAUGGGGUAAAACUUGCAAUUUCUAUAUGGGUAAAUGGGUUAAAGAUGAUGAAUACCCGGUUUAUCAACCGGGUUCUUGUCCAUAUGUUGAUGAAGCAUAUGAUUGCCAGAGUAAUGGAAGGACUGAUUUUGAAUACAUGAAAUGGCGUUGGAAGCCUGAUGAUUGUGAUCUUCCCAGGUUCAAUGCGACUGACUUUUUGGUCCGAAUUAGGGGUAAAAGAUUGAUGCUAGUUGGAGAUUCAAUGAACCGUAAUCAGUUUGAGUCAAUGUUAUGCCUUCUUCGCGAGGGGCUUCCUGAUAAGAGCAAAAUGUAUGAAGUCCAUGGAUAUAAAAUAACUAAAGGAAGAGGUUUUUACAUAUUCAAUUUUGUGGACUUCAAUUGUACUAUAGAAUUUGUGAGAUCCCAUUUUCUCGUAAGAGAAGGAACCCGCAUUAAUGCACAAGGAAGCUCAAACCCAACAUUAUCAAUCGAUAAAAUUGACAAGACAGCUAAACGAUGGAAACGGGCUGAUAUUCUUGUCUUCAAUACUGGCCACUGGUGGACUCAUGGGAAAAUUGCAAGAGGGAAAAACUACUUUAAAGAGGGUGACAUCCUCUAUCCAAAAUUGGAUGUAGUAAAGGCUUAUAGGAGGUCCUUGAAGACAUGGGGCGAAUGGAUCGAUAAAAAUUUGAACCCUUCUAAGCAAUUGGUAUUCUACCGAGGAUACUCUUCUGCACAUUUCAGGGGAGGAGAUUGGGACUCCGGAGGUUCAUGCAAUGGUGAGAAAGAGCCCAUAUUAGAAGGUGCUUUCCUAGAUACCUACCCGAUCAAAAUGAAAAUUGUCGAAGAAGUCAUCGAACACAUGAAGGUUCCUGUCAUAUUACUAAAUGUUACGAGGUUGACAAAUUUUCGAAAAGAUGGUCACCCGUCAGUUUAUGGUAAGGUUAGAGCAAAGGGGGUAAAAGUUUCGACGAGAAAGCAAGAUUGUAGUCACUGGUGUCUUCCUGGUGUCCCUGAUGCUUGGAAUGAACUAAUUUAUGCAACUUUAGUAUUCCAACAGACGAAUCUCAGACUAGUAUAAAAGGCUCGAAGAUUUCUCAUCGCCAAUUUAUAUCUGAGGGCGAUAAGAUAAUUGUUGAUGUAGAAGAUGUAAUGAUGUAAAUGUAUAUGUAAUGCUCAUACGAUACAUCAACAUAUUAUCAGGGUUAAGAGUUAAGACUGUAUUUUAGCUGAAGGAAAACCCUAUUGUAGAAGUUGCUUGUAGAAAGGCACACCAGGAUUGGUGUGUGUUGUCGUCUUGAGCCGAGUGCUUCAUUGGCUGCAACCUUCUUAUCUACUUUAAUAAGGGUAUGUUGUGUUGUAUUUCAACUGUCUCUGUACCCUAAUUGUAGUUUCUAUGAGCGGGAUAUACUGGGUACAAUGAUGGCGAUGAGAUAGAUAUUAUCUAGUUUCACGGAAAAUUUUCAAUCA
Amaranthus tricolor (Joseph's coat) is the source of this 1964-nucleotide messenger RNA. Its product is annotated as protein trichome birefringence-like 5. Gene Ontology annotation, cellular component: Golgi apparatus. The record is from RefSeq and is a predicted model, not a curated record. The annotation marks the transcript as partial. NCBI's taxonomy places the organism in Eukaryota, Viridiplantae, Streptophyta, Magnoliopsida, Caryophyllales, Amaranthaceae. Gene Ontology annotation, molecular function: O-acetyltransferase activity. The transcript is spliced from 5 exons.